Molecule: messenger RNA, 531 nt
Organism: Cercopithifilaria johnstoni
Lineage: Eukaryota; Metazoa; Nematoda; Chromadorea; Rhabditida; Onchocercidae
Source: the annotation of a GenBank genome assembly
AUGAAAAUCAAGGCGGAGAAUCGUUUGGCCAACGAAAAGGAAUCUGAUGGUAAAGAAACUGAGGAGGAAGUUGGAAGAGAUGAAGAUUUAGCAGAUAGCGAAGAUGAGAUAGAUGAAGAUGUACUUGAAUAUUUAGAAACUUUGGCGGAACAUCAGAAUAAGAAAGAAAGGGCGGACAGUGACGCACAAGCGUUUGAGUCAGGUUCAACAUCGACAUCAGACAGCUUUGAUGAAGAUUCCAUGGAAGCAUAUUUUACCCCUCUUGAUAACGAUGAAACUGCCGACGUUUUCAUUUUUUAUAAGGAAACACUUGAUGCACUGAAGACAAGUAAUGAGAAACUACUACUCUCUAUGACAGCAUGUAAUAAUACGGAGAAACAAGUAAUACUGGACGGAGUGCUGCGGGUGUGUGAACAGCGAAUGUCAUUGGCAAAGAGCAGGAAAGUGGAGCAGCAAGGAGGAUACGCCUUUAAUGUGGAUGCUCCGGUACCAGAUACUUUCAAUUUUGCUGCUAAAAACAGUAACACUUAG